Molecule: messenger RNA, 1506 nt
Organism: Kwoniella shivajii
Lineage: Eukaryota; Fungi; Basidiomycota; Tremellomycetes; Tremellales; Cryptococcaceae
Exons: 6
Coding region: 1-1506 (501 amino acids)
Source: RefSeq, a predicted model, not a curated record
AUGACUCCAGACACGAAACAAUCGUUACCACCCUUCUCUGCGGAGGAGGAACUUGAUAUUCCACCUCCAUCUUACGACUCCGCUCUGGCAACUUCCACAACAAAUCAACCGGAUGCAGGAUCUUCCACUUCACGGCCUGCAGAAGAGAGAGUCAUCCCACAUCAUCUCUUACACCUCUUCUCUGGUCCACCUAACGGUGAACCUCCCAUCGGGAGAGACUAUGUACCUCCAGAACAAAUCAAGAAGAUCUCGUGGCAACAGAAAGGUCUAGUCAUCGAGUCCUCGGACCCUCAAUUAUCUGAUCCUAACGUAAUGUACGACUUCAUUCGAGCCCAGUCCAUGGUCCCUCCAACUUCCAAGAUCAGAUGCAAAGGUGCCCAUUUGGAAAUUUCACAGAUAGAACAACAUGUUAUAGAGGACGGGGUACGAACUUUCAAGAGGAAAGGGGAAAGUUAUCAAGCGAUUGAUUUUGACUUUACCAUUGAUUUGACUGAGAUCAUCCAUCACCCUUCUAACAGAAACAAUGUACAUCUGCGAUCCAUAUCGUCUUUCGCACCCACCAUCAGAGGUUUACAUGACCUUCGAUAUGGAGCUUCAUACGCCCCUGAUGCUCGUACUUCUCCCAGACAUGGUGGCUAUGAACCAGUAGACUCCGACGCACAAUAUGGUGCUACAGAUAUAGGAAGGAAAGCUACUGCCCCUGAGCUAAGUGAAAAUGAAGCAUGGAAUACCUUCAGAUUGAAGAAAGGUAUUCCAGGAUGGGUUAAAAUGCAAGAUAUCCCGGAGUUUUGGGACACAAGACCUGGAUCAAAACUGCCUUCAAUCUCGUUAGAUUCUGAUGCCGAAAGUGCAAGAUCCGGUAUCGAUGACUACCCAAGCUUGCGACAGUGGUGUCAGGUCUAUUGUAAGGAUAGUGGUAUCUUCAAGGAAUUCUGGAUGUACAAAGGUCUUUAUGGUUGGGAUAUUGAAAACCUCCAAAAUGCAAUAAAGAAUGCCAUCCUCUCCACUGGAUAUCAGUCAAAUUACCUCACUGUAACUAGUGAGGUUACUCCACCCGCCGUUGUUAUUCGACCCAACAAUAUAUUCAGUCGAGCUAUUAACCAUGGCUUUAUCUACUUUCUCUCGUGGAUCACAUUGAUCUGGCCUAUGAUUUGGAUUCUCAAGAGAGUUUUCCCAAGAUUCUUAGGGGCGCCAUGGGGAGUAGCUUAUGUCAAUUACGGUCUGAAAUGUUAUCCCGCACUACCAUCGACGUACCCCAUGGAGACUAUCUCUCAAGCACAAGAUCGCCUCCCGAGUUUAUACAAAUUUCAUCCGGAGCUCCCUAAGAAUCCAACAUUACAAUAUGGGCCAAAAGGAGUGCACUACCUUUUAGGAAGGAAAGAAGGUGAAUGGUUCAGAGAAUGGGAAGAGAGGAUCAGGAUGGGCGUGAGGAUGAAACAUAGAGGAGAAUUACAAGGUGGCGUAGUUGGAGAUACAAAUGUUGGUGUUGGCCUAGAUGGUUAUUGA